GUCAUAUCGAAACAAUAGUUACGAUGUGGUUACGAUUAUUUCGCGAAAAAAAUCAGUGAGUGAAUUAUCGUGACUCGGAGUGUACAUGUAUCGACACUGUUACCUAAUUUAAUAGUAUAAUUUGAUUAUUUGACGGUUCUCUGAGCAAUACUGAAUUAAAGUUAACUGAGGAAACAGCGGGUUGUUAUGGCAUUUUAGUUUUAUCCAGGUUCACACUUUCACAGCACGACAAUGAUGGUUCCUACGAUCUCGCACAUAGCUUGCCUAAGCUUGUUCCUCCUGCACCUGGAGUCAUGGACGCACGCGGAGCUGUUCACCGCCAUCGCAGAGAUGGAGCCACUGCUGCAGACGCACAAGAGGAUCAUUGACGACUUGGACCAUUAUAUUCUGAAGGAAGAGGAGAGAAUAGCGGUAUUGAAACGGCACUUGGACUUGUACAAGCUCGAACAUGAGAAGGCCAUGGAUGACAUUCCUAACUAUUUGGGAAAUCCCAUCAAUGCAUUUACCUUAAUCAAAAGACUGACUACGGAAUUAGAUGAUAUAGAAGAUAGUAUUAAAAUUGGCACAGAAUACAUCAAAAACGUUACGAUGAACCACGCAGACGUAAAGUACCCCACACUAGAGGAUUUGGCGGGCGCGGCGCAGGCCCUCACGAGAUUACAGACCACCUACCACUUGAGCGUGCACGAGCUGUCUCAGGGCGUGCUCAACGGAGUCACCUACAGUUCCUCCAUGUCGGCGGCGGAUUGCUACGAGCUCAUGCGAGCGCUGUACAAUAUGAAAGACUACGAGAACGCUCUAGCCUGGGCCAUGGAGGCGCUCAGCAAACUGAAGGAGGAGACUGUCUGGCAUUCUUUCACGGAGAUCGAACUGCUCGAGUACAUCAGCUUCUCCCAUUACCUGAAGGGAGACGUGAAGAGUGCCCUAGAAUGGACGGAGAAGCUGCUCGCCUUAGAACCUGAGCAUCCGCGGGCGCGGGGCAACGUUCCGCACUUCAAGAAAUCCAUCGCCGAGCAGGAGAAGGCCACUCGUAGAAGGCAGCGAGGGGAAACCGGGGAAGAGCCGGCAAAGCCCGAGGUGUCCGACGAAAUGAGGGACUACGCCAUCGAGAGGAAAAAGUACGAGGCGCUGUGCCGUGGCGAGAUGGAAAUCUCUAGUGAAAUUGCUAAAAGACUGAAGUGCCGUUAUCUAACGGAGAACCAUCCUUUCCUGCGCUACGCGCCGUUCAAGGUCGAACAGGUGUACAUCAGCCCAGAUGUGUUCGUGUUUCAUGACGUCAUUACCGACGAUGAGAUCCAGCGCAUCCAGGAUAUGGCCAUGCCGAGGUUCAAACGCGCCGUCGUCCACGACCCGAAGACGGGCGAGCUGGUCCCCGCGCACUACCGCAUCAGCAAGUCGGCCUGGCUGCGCGACGCCGAGGCGGGCGUCGUGGCGCGCGUGACGCGCCGCGUGCACCACAUGACCGGCCUCUCCGUCGCCUCGGCCGAGGAGCUGCAGGUCGUCAACUACGGCAUCGGCGGACACUAUGAGCCGCAUUACGACUUCGCCAGGAAAUAUGAAAACGCCUUCAACCAUUUCGAUGGCAACAGAAUUGCUACAGUGCUGUUCUACAUGUCGGAGGUGGCACAAGGCGGCGCGACAGUAUUCACGGAGCUGGGCCUGAGCGUGUUCCCAAAGAACGCGGCGCUGUUCUGGAUGAACCUGCACCCCUCCGGCGAGGGCGACAUGGCCACGCGCCACGCCGCCUGCCCCGUGCUGCGCGGCUCCAAGUGGGUGUGCAACAAGUGGCUCCACCAAGGCGGGCAAGAACUGCUCAAGCCCUGCAACCUCGACUACCAGCAAGAAGGCAUCCAGAGGAAGAUCCCUCGCGCGGUGCCCAAGUCAUCGAGGUAGGACGUUCCAACCGAUAGAUACAACAAACACAAAACGACUAAUAUAAAACAAAGGACCAUUGAUUGUAUUAGAUGUGUUGGGUGUCCUUAAGUGUAAAAGCGGCUUUGUGCAUUGGCUGGAGUCUAAGCUGAGUUGGCAACGAAUUGAAUAGGACAGACUUAAACGUUUAAAGUAAACAAGGUCGCUGUCAAAUUAGUUGGGUUUUAUGACGAAGUUGGACUUCUCUAAAUUUGAUGUACGAACUAACGAAUAGUUCUCACUAGCUGCCAAUGCUUUUACAAAUAAGGAUCAAUUAUUUAUACAUUCAUGUUACAUGUAAGAAUAAGUCCGUUUUCACAUUAUCCGACCAAUAUCGGGUGUCGGAAGGAUUUCAAUGGAAAAAAUCCAAGUUGGCGCGUAUAAUGUAUGGGAUAUCGGUCCGACAUCCGAUAUCGGAUCGGAUAAUGUGAAAACGCACUACCUGUCACAAAUUGUUUUAAACAAAACAUAUUGCUCGUUCUUCUAUGAUUAUCACAAUCGGGGAGAAUUUUUUAUACUUUAUAAUGUAGUUAUCUAAUAUUGUAUACAAUCAAUGAAUCUUUGAUAUAAAACAAAUGAACUGAUUAAAAAUCCUAGCAAUAGUUAGGUUAUUAUAGUGAACAAAAUAAAACGGGCAUGUCUAAUUAUUAGUGAUAGGUUAGUUUCAUGCAGCUUUGACGCAGCUGAUAAUGAUUGAAGUCAACAAAACAAAUAAGUGGCAUUAUUGCAGGUAGUGUAACAAUAAAUGUGAUUGUUGUGUUUAAUACUCAUGUAGUAAACAAACUACGAAGUGCCAAUAGGAUGCGUUAACAAAGUAUUUCACUGUAAUACAAACACUGUAAUGUGACGAUGGCAAGUUGACUGCCACUAUGUCUCAUUUCACCACAUUUUUAUAUAUUUCCACAUCUUUCUAGUGACAAAUGACGAGUAAAGAUUUAACCUCUGGAGGCGGCCUGCCAUUUUUGAUCAUUGAAAAUGACAUUUAAAUCAAUAGAUUCUAAUUCACAUGUAAUACUUCAUGUCUAAGCAUACGAGGGGUUAACAUAUAUUUACGUAACUAUAGAUUUUAUUACUAUUUCUCAACUAAGAAUCUCAAAUUUGACACAUUAAUAAGUUUAAUAUUAUCACUAAUGCUACUAGUUCUAGCAAUUAUGAAUUAUGGCCGGUUAUAAUUUUCUUGCCCCAAAUUUAAUUUAACCAUGACAUGACACUAAUAAAAUAUAAUAUAUCUAAUUACUUAUAGGUAGUAUAAUUAACUAUACCAGUGGCAGAGCGUCCAUACAACUCGAUUUUCAUGGUCUUGCCUAAUUUGUGAAUAUUUUUAUUGCGUAUGUUAUGCUUUCGGUCUUUUAUAAACUACAAAUGUGAGUGUGUUUAGUAAAACGUCCCACUUUGUCGGUUGCCAUUAAGGCGAGAUUUACUUGUAUCUUUAUAUGAAUAAACUGACAAAGCGGCUUUAUAGCAAUCAACAAAGUGGGACGUUUUCCCGUACACACGCACAAAUUUAAGUAUUUUACCAACUAAAUAGUGUACGUAUGUAGUUCGCGCCGCCACUGAUAUGUAAAUUAUUUAAUAAGCGAGACAGCAGCAUUUUCCAAAUAUAUUAAAGAAAUGUAAGAGGCUGUAACUGGGCAAUAUGUUAAACAUUUAUAAACAAUAGCGAUAUGUAUAUUAAUACUACCGCAGAGUUUCAGUACAAAACAAUAUAUACAUUUUUUUACAUUUCAUUCAGAAAUAUCAAUGUCGUGAAUCGUGAUAGCAUUUUAUUACGUUAGUUUUUAAGCAAUCAAGUCAAUGUUAUAAAUGUACAUGAGAUUAUGAUGCCAUACGAAAUCAUUUGCAAUGCAUUUAUUUAUCAAUGAGGAAGAGUCAACUGCAAAGUAGACCGUCCUGCUACUCUGCAGCGGACAAUACGCAUGAUAUGUUAAGGUGCAUUAGGGUAACUCCGAAUGAUAGAAAUGCUCUGGUGAUUGCGAAACCGAGUCUUGAUAUGAUGGAACUAAUGGUGAUUUUUAUGCGAC
This is a messenger RNA of Leguminivora glycinivorella, 3932 nucleotides long. RefSeq names its product prolyl 4-hydroxylase subunit alpha-1-like (gene PH4alphaEFB). Gene Ontology annotation, molecular function: iron ion binding; L-ascorbic acid binding; procollagen-proline 4-dioxygenase activity. Lineage: Eukaryota; Metazoa; Arthropoda; Insecta; Lepidoptera; Tortricidae. Gene Ontology annotation, cellular component: endoplasmic reticulum. Gene Ontology annotation, biological process: peptidyl-proline hydroxylation to 4-hydroxy-L-proline. The record is from RefSeq and is a predicted model, not a curated record.